UUUUGCUUGCAGAUUCUCUUACUCCAGCUAUUAAUACUGAAACACUCUCUCCCUCGCCAAAAAGGUGCUUGCUUUGUCAUUGUCUCUCACUUGGGGUGUUCUGUUUUCCUUCACUGAACUGAAAAAAAAACACUGAAGGGAAAAAAGGCUUGAACUUGAGAAUGGAGCAUGUGGGUCGGUGAGGAAUUGUUGUUGUUAUUGUUCACUUUUGGUGGGGUGGUUUCGGAUCCAACUGGGUCUUCUGCUUUUGUGCUUUUGUUUCCCUAGAAAAUCCUUAUGGGGAACAUUUAUGUGGCACAUUUGGUGGUGGUGGUGGUGGUGUUUUGCUUUUUGCCAUGCUUGUGUCAAGGUGAUUCAGAUGAUGCUACUACCUCUGAUGUGUAUGUUGUUACUCUGAGACAUGCUCCUGUUUCUCAUUACUAUGGUGGGUUGAGAAGAGAGGUUAAUGGCUUCAAAGAUGCUGCUGCUGCACCUGGCAGAACUCAAUUUAAAAAACCAAGAAGGUAUGGCAAUAUUACUAAGACAGAUAAGAGAUAUGGCUCUUACAUUUCUCGGGUUCAUGAUUCUUUGUUGAAGAAAGUGUUAAAUGGAGAGAAAUAUCUGAAGCUCUAUAGCUACCAUUACCUGAUAAAUGGAUUCGCGGUGCUGGUUACCCAACAACAGGCAGAGAAACUAUCAAGGAGUAGUGAAGUGUCCAAUGUGGUUUUGGAUUUUUCUGUAAGGACUGCGACUACGCAUACACCACAGUUUUUGGGUCUGCCACAGGGAGCAUGGUUUCAAGAUGGUGGGUUUGAGACUGCUGGAGAAGGAGUUGUUAUAGGGUUCGUUGACACCGGCAUAGAUCCAACACAUCCUAGUUUUGAUGAUAACAAAUAUGAAAAGCCGUAUCCCGUUCCUGCUCAUUUUUCUGGCAUCUGUGAGGUUACUCGCGACUUUCCAUCUGGUUCUUGCAAUAGGAAGCUUGUUGGGGCCCGUCAUUUUGCAGCUUCUGCCAUAACCAGAGGAAUAUUUAAUUCGACUCAGGACUAUGCUUCUCCCUUUGAUGGUGAUGGCCAUGGAACGCACACAGCAUCUGUUGCAGCAGGAAACCAUGGGAUUCCAGUGAUUGUUGCUGGACAUCACUUUGGGAAUGCUAGCGGGAUGGCUCCUCGUUCACACAUUGCUGUUUACAAGGCACUAUACAAAAGCUUUGGAGGAUUUGCUGCAGAUGUUGUUGCAGCUAUUGACCAGGCAGCUCAGGAUGGGGUUGACAUAAUAAGCUUGUCUAUUACUCCCAAUAGACGUCCUCCUGGUGUUGCAACCUUCUUCAACCCAAUAGACAUGGCUUUGCUGUCAGCUGUGAAGCAAGGUAUUUUUGUAGUUCAAGCAGCAGGAAAUACUGGACCAUCACCAACAAGCAUGUUCUCCUUCAGUCCAUGGAUCUAUACUGUUGGUGCUGCCUCUCAUGACCGGGUUUAUAGCAACUCCAUAUUUCUUGGAAAUAAUGUGACCAUACCUGGAGUUGGUCUUGCACCUGGCACAGAUGAAAGCAAACUUUAUAAACUGAUUCAUGCACAUCAUGCUUUGAGCAAUGACACCACAGUUGCUGAUGAUAUGUAUGUUGGUGAGUGCCAAGAUGCAUAUAAGUUCAAUAAGAGUUUGAUCAAGGGAAACCUCUUGAUGUGCAGCUAUUCAAUUCGAUUUGUGCUGGGACUCUCCACCAUCAAACGGGCCUCAGAAACAGCCAAAAACCUGAGUGCAGCUGGUGUUGUGUUCUAUAUGGAUCCCUUUGUGAUUGGUUUUCAGCUUAACCCUGUUCCAAUGAAAAUGCCUGGCAUAAUAAUUGCUUCCACAAAUGAUUCCAAGGUUUUAACGCAAUACUACAAUUCUUCGUUGGAAAUAGAUGCAGUUUCAAAGAAAAUUGUUAAAUUUGGGGCUGUUGCCACUAUCUGCGGUGGACUGAAACCAAACUACAGCAAUGUUGCCCCAAAGGUUAUGUAUUACUCUGCCAGAGGACCAGAUCCAGAGGACAGUCUUCCUCACGAAGCUGACAUUUUGAAACCUAACCUGUUAGCUCCGGGAAAUUUUAUAUGGGCUGCUUGGAGUUCUGUUGGCACUGAUUCAGUUGAAUUCCUAGGUGAGAAUUUUGCAUUGAUGUCUGGCACAAGCAUGGCUGCACCACAUGUUGCUGGUCUUGCUGCACUAAUUAGGCAAAAGUUCCCCAAUUUCAGUCCUGCAGCUAUUGGAUCUGCUCUUUCUACUACAGCCUCUCUGUAUGACAAGAGUGGUGGGCCAAUAAUGGCUCAGCGAUCAUAUGCCUCUCCAGAUCAAAACCAGUCUCCGGCAACUCCUUUUGACAUGGGAAGUGGUUUUGUGAAUGCAAGUGGAGCACUGAAUCCGGGUUUGGUUUUUGAUUCUGGUUAUGAUGAUUACAUGUCAUUUCUAUGUGGAAUCAACGGUUCAGCUCCCGUGGUGCUAAACUACACGGGCCAAAAUUGCGCGCUCUAUAACUUGACUGUCUAUGGUCCUGAUCUGAACCUGCCCUCAAUCACUAUAUCAAAGCUGAACCAAUCCAGAAUAGUGCAGAGGACAGUCCAAAACAUUGCUCAAAAUGAAUCUUACAGUGUUGGUUGGACUGCUCCUAAUGGGGUUUCAGUGAAAGUGUCUCCAACUCACUUCUGUAUUGGCAGUGGUGAGAGGCAGGUCUUGUCUGUGCUCUUGAAUGCAACCCUUAGCAGCUCUGUGGCCAGCUUUGGGAGAAUUGGGCUGUUUGGGAAUCAAGGUCAUGUGGUCAACAUUCCACUUUCAGUCAUGGUUAAAAUCUCAUCUAACACUACUACUAGCUAACUGGGGAUGUCACGUAUUCUUGUUAAAAGUAAAUUCAUUUUGGGACAAAAUUUGGAUGAAGUUUUUUAGGUGCUUUUAGUGUUUUUGAAUCAGAGUUAGAGUUUCAUCUCGAUAAUUUGCCUAAUAAAGUAUUUGCAUUAAAUGUUAAUAUAGAUUAUUGAGGUGAAAUUCUAAUUUGGAUUGGAGAACAAUACUAAAAUCAUCUAAUGAAUUGCAUUUUAGUUUUGUUCUUCAUUUUGUUUUGUAUGUGAUUUUUUCUUUCUUUCUUGGGUCCGAAGAUGCAUUAGCUAUUUUUUCAUUCAUUAUAAUGUAAAGAAGCUAAAGGUUCUUGUAAAGAUAUAGAUGUGACCAGUCCUUGAUUAGUGUUAACUUUCUCUUUCGCCAUGAUUGUUGAUUACUUGAUACACAGUUCUUAUGGGAGAUGUAGUGUUUGUUUGGAUGAA
Glycine soja is the source of this 3269-nucleotide messenger RNA. RefSeq names its product subtilisin-like protease SBT2.2. Gene Ontology annotation, biological process: proteolysis. The transcript is spliced from 10 exons. Gene Ontology annotation, molecular function: serine-type endopeptidase activity. NCBI's taxonomy places the organism in Eukaryota, Viridiplantae, Streptophyta, Magnoliopsida, Fabales, Fabaceae. The coding region runs from base 277 to 2826 and encodes 849 amino acids. The record is from RefSeq and is a predicted model, not a curated record.